Hordeum vulgare subsp. vulgare (domesticated barley) is the source of this 765-nucleotide messenger RNA. RefSeq names its product methyl-CpG-binding domain-containing protein 2-like. NCBI's taxonomy places the organism in Eukaryota, Viridiplantae, Streptophyta, Magnoliopsida, Poales, Poaceae. The record is from RefSeq and is a predicted model, not a curated record. The coding region runs from base 1 to 765 and encodes 254 amino acids. The transcript has 4 exons. Gene Ontology annotation, molecular function: zinc ion binding; DNA binding.
AUGGGGUCCAGCCCGUCUAAUCAUGUGCCCAGCCAUGAUGAGAAUUCAUUAUCUCAUCCACCGCGAAAGGAGAGCCAACAUAUGUUAGCUGACAAGGUUGUGGACCAAUGGGAUAACAGUGACACUGAAAACUCCUCUGGAAGUGCAUCAUAUGAAGUUGUGCCUUAUAAGAGUGCCCAGGGAGAAAACAUCUUUCUUGUGCCGCCUAAAAAAAGAAAAUUCACUAUUGAUACAUAUUUUGUGGAAUGUAGUACUUGCCAGAAAUGGAGAAUUAUACCAAGCAAACUGAAAUAUGAGCAAAUCCGAGAGAACAUUAUACAAGUUCCUUUUUCAUGCAAAUAUGUCCAUGGGUGGAAGCCAAAAGUUACAUGCCAUGGUCCAACUGAUAUAUCUGAGGGUAAUGGCAUGGUAGGGGCGAUCGAUAAACCAGGUAUCCCUCAGGCUCCUCUUGGGUACUAUAUCUGUCCUGCGGGCAGAAAAUUCAGAUCCAUGAAAGAGGUCGAAAGGUGUUUUGAAGACAACCCAGACUAUGCUGCCGUUUUACAGUUAUCUCAGUUUUCGUUCAAGGUACCUAAACCUCCAAAUCGCCCUCGUCAGUCAAAGCUUAUUGAACCGACUAAAGUGCCACCUCCGGUUCACAGGGAUCCGGUGCACAACUACAUGCCGGUCCCUCACGGAGAAGCCAAUCCUCUAACUCACAUACCGGUGACAGUAGCUCUACAAGUACCAGUGAUACGCUCCAAAAAGAGAAAACCAAACCAGUGA